AUGUGGGGCCACUUCCUUUUCAUUAUGAUGUGAGGGGCUCCUAUCCCAUCAGCUUCAUCAGUACAGCACAGAGGGAGAAAGUGAGUCAAAGGCAAGGGGAGGCAUAGCUAGAGAGAGGGAGGGAGAGUAUGGACAACUCAGAGAGUAUCGAACUAUAACUAGAAACAACAAGAUCACCCACCAAUUAACACAAGAUAAGAUAUAAACAGACGGACAGUAGAAGAGACAUCUUGACAGAUGAUGUAAAGUUGAAGAGAGGAAAUAUCCAAAUGAGAGAAACAAAGCAGGGAGAAAAUAAAGAAAAAAGAUUAAUGAGCAGAGAGAUGGGGAUAAAGGAGAGAAAAAUAGUGCAAAAGAAUCGUACUCUAUUGGCCAUUGGAUUUGGGGCUGGCUUGUUGCGCAUCCUGCUCCCUUUUUGGCUGGGGGUGUCCUGUCUGUUCCUGUUGGCUGCUGGAAGAGAAGGGAGAGUUUAUACCGGGAGGAAGAAACUGCCAGCCUUGACAGCACAAAGGCUCCGUUCUGGACCCCAUUUUUGCAUCUCAGGAAUAGGAGGUGGGUGUUGCCCAGGUUGGACUGUGUCUCCCAGCACCGGCCAGUGCCUCCAACCCCUCUGUUCGUUUGGUUGUGGCAGCGGAUUCUGCAUCGCUCCAAACCUUUGCUCUUGCAGAGACGGCCUCCAGGGUGUCACUUGCUCAGAUGACUUUGCCAGUGAACAUGAGAAGGAUUUGGAAGACAAAGGGUUUCCUCCCAACUGUUUAUCAGCCAUGUGCGACCAUCACUGCAGGGUAGUUAAUGGUAUUCCUAUGUGUAGCUGUUUCCAUGGUUACAGCAUCGGAAAAGAUGGUAAAACCUGUUAUGACAUUGAUGAAUGUACCCGACCUCAAGCAAUGAGCCUUUGUCAACAACAAUGUAAAAACAGCAUUGGCAGCUACAGAUGUAUUUGUUAUUAUGGCUAUCAACUCUCCUCUAAUGGCCGGUCCUGUAUCCCCAACAAACACCCCAACAUUAUUGCAGCUCCUGCGCCUUGUGGGGAAUAUGGCUGCGAAUUAUCCUGCAAUGACGGUGGUUGUGAGCACAUUUCUCGGGUAUGUCCCAUAGGAUUCAGCAUGACAGAGACAGCUAAUGGGGUUACUUGCACAGACAUUGAUGAGUGCGCAGCAGCAUCCUGCGAUGGAUCCUGUAUAAACACAGAAGGCGGCUUUAUGUGUGAUUGUGCGCCAGGACUAAAACUUGCAGCCGACAGGAGCAGCUGUUCUGAUAUUGAUGAAUGCUCCGCUCACAGAUCCCUUUGCCAGCAGAGAUGCAAGAACUUCCAUGGCAGUUACAAAUGUUUGUGUGCGAUUGGGUUUACCCUGCACAGCAAUGGACACAAAUGUACAGAUAUCAACGAAUGCAGACGGCCAGCGACAUCUCACAUUUGUCACCACUUCUGCCACAACACUCACGGCAGCUUCUUCUGUUCUUGUCGAGCAGGAUUUAUUCUAGGAACAGAUAAGGUUUCAUGUGUUGAUAUUGAUGAAUGUCUGGAGAGCACUACACUGUGCGUUUUAGGGAGCUGUGUGAAUACAAUGGGAUCGUACUACUGCACGUGCGCACCUGGGUUUCUGGCAACUAUAUCCGGCUGCUCAGAGAUUCCACUUGAGGAACAAACGGUCAGCCUUCCUCAGGUUCCACAAACAACUUAUGGAGACUUGGCUCUUCUGAAGUCAACAUCAUUGGUUCAUAUAAGCUCCAGGAGACCAACCAUCAGUACCUCUCAGAUUUCUUCAACAACUCCCAUGUUGUCCCAAGAAAUGACCACAAUGUCUACCUCAGCUCCACAGAGCACUUUACCAGAUCUUGAUUCUUUACCACCUCCUCAAUACCUCAAAACAAGCCAUUAUCCUUUAGCACAAAUAGCCUCAGGGAUUUCCCAUAUGCAAAUGAAGGAAGACAUUUUAAUCCAUCCUGGCACUCCCACUAUCCCACACACACAUCCCUUAAGCUCCCCCUGUUGGCAUAAUAAUGAACUGCAAAUAAGUGGUAGCUAUUGGACCGAAUCAGGAUGCUUAAACUGCACUUGCCAGGAAGGCAAAGUGCUGUGUGAAAGGAGGAUAUGCAACUCCAAUUGUUCCCAUCCUGACCUACAUCCAAACAGCUGCUGCCCAUCAUGUGAUGGAUGCCUCUUUGAGGGGGUGUCAAGGGCAGAUGGAGAACUGUUUCCUCAAUCCCCAGAUAAUUGUACCAUUUGCGUCUGUUUGUCUGGAAAUGUGACCUGUAUUCCCCCUGCGUGUCCUCCUGUCACAUGCUCUGACCCAUCCAUAUCAGACUGCUGCUUGAGAUGUCCAGAUGGGUGCGAAUUCCAAGGGCAGAUCUAUCCUCAUGGAGCCAAGUUUAGUAGGGAUGAAAAUGGAUGCACUUCCUGUUUGUGCCAGAACGGUGAAGUAGAGUGUUCAUUUCUGCCUUGUCCUAGUCUGGAGUGUCCAAGGGAGGACUGGGUACUGGAGGCCGGUCAGUGCUGUUACAAAUGCCAGGACCCUCCUCAGAGGUCAGGAUGCCCUUUUGAUGACAAUGGAAUUGAGAUUCCAGUUGGACAGAUCUGGUCUCCUGGGGAUCCUUGUGCUAUCUGCAUUUGUCAGGCAGAUAGCUCCAUUUUAUGCAAGAAAACAGACUGCGUGGACACUUGUCCUCACCCGAUCCCGGUGCCUGGACAGUGCUGCCCUGACUGUUCAGCAGGUUGCUUUUAUGGCAAAAGAACAUAUAGGAACAACGAGAGUUUUCCGUCCACCUCAGACCAGUGCCUAACCUGCAUAUGCUUGAUGGGCACCGUGGCUUGUUCUCCUAUUGAAUGUGCACCCAGCUGCACUUACCCUUUCCAUGAUGAAGGAGAAUGCUGUCCGGUGUGUAGAGACUGCACAUAUGAGGGUCGCAAGGUGCUGAAUGGACAGUCUUUCUCUCUGGAGAGUCAGCCUUGCACUCACUGCACCUGUCAGGAGGGAGAGGUAAAUUGUGAAGCCAUAUUGUGCUCCACUUCCUGUUCUCACCCUUACAUCUUUCCUGGGGAAUGCUGCUCUACCUGCGAAGAAUGUGCCCUUGAAGACCAUGUGCUGGAAAACGGAUCCUCUUAUAUACUAAAGACUGAUCCGUGUGUUGUGUGUCAUUGUUCUGCUGGAAAUGUGUUAUGUGAACAGAGGGACAUUUCCUGUCCUGCUUGUGAGCAGAAGACUCAGGACUGCCUGAAUGAACUCCCGGAUUCCUUUUACACAAAACAUUCUACAAUUGUUUUUCAAAGAGAUGACUCCCCAAACCUAAUAGAAGCUACUUCUUCUGAAUCAAGCCGACUGUCUCUAGUUCAAAUACUGACUUCAAGAAGGAACACCGCAACAACAGAGACCAUUAUGUCUCAUUCAACCACCUUGAAUCCCUUGCUUCAGUCUCCAGAUGUCCCUGUAACCCCAUAUAAAACACAGAUCUCUGCUCAGUCUUCUUCAUCUGAUGGGUCUUUAAUGGAUUCACCUUUAUCAAGUUUUCCUACAUCCAUUUUCUUUCAAUCUCAGCAGUUUCCCUCCUCUACUACAACCCACCCUUCCUAUAAAUUGUCUAAAAUAGAUCCAUCUAUAUCUCCUAAGAAUCAUGAGGUUGUACAGGUUAUUUCACCCGUUGUAGACCUCUCGUCUUAUAGUACCACGGUGUCUGCGAAUACAUCUGUAUCUAGGUACUCUCCAGAAUCAUCUACUAAACACUUAGGUCUUUCUAGCUCCUCUCAACAUCCAGUAAGGUUGUCUCUUCUUCCUGAGCAUAGCGCUCAGCCCUCCAUCUUACCUAAAAAUGUAGCAACUUCCACUCUGGCCCCUACACGAUUUCCUAGCAAUGUCUUCAAUCUCGAUGAGUUUCAGAUGCAAGAGAAACACGUUGAUAUGAAAAGCAUUGGCCUAGUGCCUGUACAAAUAACAGGGUGCUCUUUAAAUGGCUUCAACAUUACCAGCGGCUCCAUCUUUAUUGCAGACACGGACAACUGCAUGCACUGUGACUCUCUGAAUGGAAGAAUACUUUGCAAACCUGACACUGAUUAUCCCACUGGUUUGUGUUGCCAAGGCUGUUCUAUUCUUCCUGCCGAUUCCUGCACAGCAGAAAACAACCAGAUUCACUCAGGAUGGACAAGUGGCCGAGAAUUCUGUAAAUGUAGGAAGGUUUUCCUUCAGUGCCAGUCAUGUUCCUACACUGAGGGGUGCUACAGAGAGGACACCCCAAAAAGCACUGAAUCAGAUCAAAUUACUAAUCACAAGGAGCCCUGGAUUCCACUUUUAUUUGAAGAAAAAAGGAACUUCACAGAUGGCAUUUCUGUCCCCUAAAACCACUAGCACCCAAAGCAACAGAACAGAGAAGGCUUCACACCACACAACUGAGUGCCUCUUCUGAUCCCAGCUUCUUCAAUCCCUUCAGAAGUCGUCCAGAACUGAGGUACAAAGACUUGAAGAAGCCACAGCCUCACCUCAUCAAUCACCACUAAGUCAUUCAUCCUUAACUACAAUUACAGAAGAACAACUACAGGAAUCCACCAACAGCAUCACCUGACUGUUUGAAACUUGAAGUUGUAGAAUAAUCUACUGUGUUAGUUCAAUACACAUAUUUUUAAGGGGGUUUUCAACCUCACUGUAUCUAAAAAAAAAAAUAUAUUAUAUUUUAAAAAAUAUAUGUUCUCUCAGUAUUACAUGCUGCUACAAAGGGCAGGAACAUUAUCAGCCUGUGACUGCUCAUUAUUAUUGAGGUUAUUGUUAUAGUCAGAAUUUGCCUAGAGCCAUUACUAUAAGGACCAUGUUUCACACACACAGUAGGACAUUUUGGGAAGCUUUGUUAAGGGGACAUUGUCUAGCAUGAAAGGAGGGCUAAACCUGAGCAUUAAUAGAAUUUGUAGAGCUCUUGUAGCUGUUAUUUGUCUUCCAAGCACAGCCGCCCACCAGGUAAAGCACUUUUUUCUUAUUUAAGCUGAUAGCAGAACAGCCAAUCCGCUGCCUUACUGUUUGCUUGCUGGAAAAAAGAAACUGAGGCAGCAUAAAAAAAAGCUGCACUAUGCCCCUACCUAGACAAAAGAUAGGUCUAGAUGGUUAUACCUUGGGGAAGACUCCUAACCUUACCCCCACCGUUGACUCAUUUGGCAGCCAUGUUAAGCUUUUAACCAGUGAAUUGCCGGUCUGUAUGCAAUAGUGUGAUAGGAAGAUGCUGUAAUGCUUUAUGUUCUGACCAUAUGGUUUGCUGCUCCCCCAUCUCAAACAUUUGUUAAUUUAUCACUUUGUAUAACUUAUGUUAGCAGCUUUGCUUAUGUUUCCUGUUGUUAGCUGCUCCGUACACAGAUAUUUAAUGGUUAUUUAUAGGAGGACACGAUACAGAAGGCCAGUAAUUUGUGUAGCUUGUGCCCCCCUUCCCUUAUUAAUAAUAAAGUGUGUAUAUUAUUAGAUCUACAAAGCCUUGCACAGAAACUCCAUGUCACAGAGAAUUGCUAGAGGCUAGUUGCCUUUUUAUGUAAAGUCUCUUAGUUUUUAUAUUAAAGGGAUAUAAAUACCACAUUUUUUCUUUCAUGGUUCAGAUAGAAAAUUCAAUUUUAAAAAAUGUCCUUCUAUUAUCAAGUUUGCUUUGUUCUCCUGGUAUCCUUUGUUGAUGGAGCAGCAAAGCACUAGUGGGAGCUAGCUGAACACAUUGGGUAAGCCAAUGACAAGAAGAAUUUAUGUGCAACCACCAAUCAGCAGUUAGCUCCUAUUAGUGCAUUACUGCUCCUGAGCCUACCUAGGUAUGCUUUUCAACUAAGAAAACCAAGAGAACAAAGCAAAUUAGAUAAUAGAAGUAAAUUGGUAAGUUGUUUAAAAUCACAUGAUCUUUCUGAACCAUUUAAUGUCCCUUUAAAGAUAGUUGUGAAAAUAUGACUUUUUAACUCUGUUAUAGAACUGUGAGAUUGGAAAUAAGUGACCAACAAAAUGUAAAUAUACAGACAAGUGAAACCCAGCAAGGAGUAAAAAAAAUGCUAUAUCUAUGUUAAUGAGAAAUGUAUAAAUAUAUAUAAAAUAUGUAUUAAAGAUUUGUAUUAUAAUACCUGUAGAUAAGGAAAAAGCACAUAUCAAUAUCACCAUAUCUUGCUAAAAAUCAUUUUCUACCUGUAUUGUGAACCUGUUGUGUUUUAUGAUAUUGGAAAACAUAUUGUUGUUUUGUGAUAGUAAAAAUAAAUAUUAAUAUUAAGUGAAA
Molecule: messenger RNA, 6213 nt
Organism: Bombina bombina (fire-bellied toad)
Lineage: Eukaryota; Metazoa; Chordata; Amphibia; Anura; Bombinatoridae
Gene: VWCE
Product: von Willebrand factor C and EGF domains
Exons: 31
Coding region: 270-4331 (1353 amino acids)
Molecular function (GO): protein binding; calcium ion binding
Source: RefSeq, a predicted model, not a curated record